UUGUGUAAAUUUGAAUUAUUUGCAAGUGUAAUCUAAUAAAACUGAAUUUUAGGUGGUAGUUGAAAUGGUUCUGAAUUAGAUUUUUUUAAACGAAUAUUUAUUAUUUGAAAUUUAACAAAUUGAAAUGUUUUUAGGGCUGAAUUUUAUAGACAUGUAUUUUCAAACAGCUAGUUUUUUUGUUCUGAAUUCGUAUACUGCAAAUAUUCAGGUAAAAAAAAUUCAGAUUCAAGUUUUCAAGAUGAAGAAAAAAGGAACUUCAAAUUCAGUUUUCUAAAAUUCAAUGUCAAAAAUUCAAUAUCAAAGAUUCAGAUCUAGGUCACAGGUCAUCCACAGGGAUGAGUAGAUGAUCUCAGAAAAGUCGAACUUGACCCAUACUCCCAAUAGGUGGCGGUAAUGCACCUUAAAGUUGUGUGCCAACUGCCUUUAAAAUAAUAAGAAGAAGCAGCAUUUGUUUUCCAGCGCGAACGUGGUGGUGUUUGGAGAGUCUGAUCAUGAAUCGCCCGGAGGUAAGUGAUUCUUUAACAUAAAUGAGUUUGUGUUUAUAUGUUAGGUUAGCGUUCUUACGCACGUGAGACAUUUGUCUAAGCGGUCUCUGGUGUUUGUUUUAAAGUAUAUUUUGUGUAAAAUUAAUUAGAACGCCACCGUUUCUACUAAUUGACGUUACGCGAGCGGCGCGACACAACACAGUGCUUGAAGCGACUGUGGCAAAGAGCUAGGACUAGGUCAGAAAUAGGAUGGGGAAUCCGUGUGCUGUUGGGGAUUUCACGGGUCGCGUUGCACCGUUCCCGUCCGGUCUAGACAGUGGCGGAGCCAGAGGGCUAAUUGGGGUGGCAAUUGCCACCCCAGCGAAGUCCUUGCCACCCCUGUUGCUACCCCGCUGAAAACUUUACACCGUUUGAUUUUUACGAACAUUUCCCAAAUCUCACAGCGGACGUGACUGCAUCCGCAGCACGCACAAGCAUGCAGUGUGCUGUUGCUGCUACACUUUUCAUUAGGCUUGUUCGACUUCAUGCGGCGCCGCAACCAACAGCCGGAUGACGUCAAAGUUCCGCGAGAGCGAUUUAAAAGCAAACUCCUCCGUAUGAUUUUGCGAAUUGCUCUCGCGGUACUUUGACGUAAUCCGGCGCCGCAUGAAGUCGAACAAGCCUGUUGGUUAAGCUGACACGCAGCUCCUUCGUGCUCCAAAACAUAACGCGACAGCACACACACAGGAUCGAUGAAGAGCGUUUUGAUGGUAUGUCAGCUUUUAUUGGUAUAAAAUUAAACGAAGUACUGUUUUAACGGGAAGUAAGGAGACGUUGCACUGUAGUGCUUUCAAUGAGCAUUAACUUGUGAAACUGACUAAUACUGUCACGCCUGCGUGAAGAUGCUUAAAACAAUAAAAAACAUGUCGUUAGCAAAUGUUCAGCAACAUUCACAGACAUUAGGUAGGCUUAAUUCAUAUUGGCACUUGUAAUGCAGCAUAUUGAACUUAAUAAAACAACCGUGGAUAUAGUACAGGGAUGUAAACAGCGCGCUUUUCGGCGCCUCACGCUUUUUUCACGUCAGUUUGGGUGACUUGGGUCUGAGAGGGUUGGAUUAUAAUUUCACAAAGUCAUCUGAAGCCAUUCCAUAGCUUAAUGUGAGGGACAGAAGUCUAUUUACAUCAUUACAUUAAAGUUUACGAAAACUCGUUCCCUCCUCCCUAAACAUAACAUGUCUAGACGUCUUUAAGCAAUUUUCCUUGUGUUGUCAAAUAGGCUAGACCUCAAUAUACUCAGAUUUUGUCGUAAUGUAUUACUUUAGUAUUUGUAUUAUUAGUAACGGUGUACUUAUGGUAAAUAAUAACAAGCAAAUUGUUCCAAAUGUUGGUUUCUUCAUGAGUUGUGUAACCAAGUUUUCCUUUGUAUAGGGACAGCAGAAUGAAGAGAAAAUGCGAUAUUACCAACUUCUUUCUAAAGAAGCAAAAGUCAGGUCAGGUGCAGAUCAGGGCCAAACAGAUCCCAGACCCAGUUGUUCUAUUUUUGCUGUAUACUUAAUACAUAUAUAAUUUUGUACAUUUUGGAAAAUAAACAACUUUAAUUUAAUUUAUAUACAUUUUGUGGAAAAUAAUUUAUUUUUAGUGUAAUUGAACACUUUGUAUCUUGACCCCCCAAAAUAAUACCUUGCCACCCCUUUGCCACCCCUGUUUUAAAAGUCUAGCUCCGCCACUGGGUCUAGACUGCGUCGUACAUGUAAGCAGACGUGACUUUUUCACGAGACACCACUAGCCUUGUCAACCUUCCACUGGGAAGGUCCUUGGCUGUGAGCAGUAGCGGAAGUUUAACUAUUUCGUCUGUAAUGUUAGAUGGCUGCACAAUAUAUCACAUGCGAUUUAUCGUCCAGCCCUACUGCAAAGACAGUCUUUAUUACCGAGUCAGUCAUCAGUCAGUAGACAAGACUUUAAAAUUGAAAGUACAAUUGCAUUAUGUAAGCUUCUUGUAAGACAUUUAAUGGCUAAUUCACACUCCGAACUGCAACAAUGAGUUGUCACAGACCGUCGUGUUCAAACAAUGGCUAUCUGUUGUCCUGAAUGAUACAGUUAACUUACUGCCCUUAUAAAAAUGUUUAAUAAAUUAUGUACAACAUGGUUAGCUACUAAGUCUUCCAAGUGAAGUCCCCCAUUAGCACUAACUAUUUUGAAAAUGUAAUUUAUGCAGUCCUUUACCCAAGUGCUGGCACUGUAGCUAACUUAAGCCUUUAUUGUUACAGGAACAGAUACUUCUAGAUCUCAUAUGGGAAAGACUUCGCUCGCGUUUGGAGCAUGCACUUGCCAGGAUGCCUGUGGAUUUGGACUUUUUAGAAUAUAUAUGUGUUCAGGAGUUGGUGUUCCUCAGUGCCAUAUCCCCCCAGGUCAUCAUUCCUGUUGAUAUAUGGGAAGGUUUGACCGGUCUGCACCAUGCAAUUACUUUAGAAAGGCAAAGAAAUGAGACGCAUGUUGUGACAGCGCACUUUGAACAAGGUAGUUGUGGACGACCAAAAGCAGUCAUUGGUUGUGAAUAUCUCACCAGUUUGCUUGAGAUGAACUUACCAGUGAGGUGCAUUGCCUCUCUUCUGGGGGUAUCUGAACGGACUGUACAUAGACGACUGGCAGAGUUCAACCUAUCAGUUAGAUCACUGUAUAGUUCGCUAACAGACAGUGAACUAGACACAUUAGUGUCUUCUAUUAAGUCCAGAAUGCCAAACUCUGGGUACAGGAUAGUGAAGGGAGCUUUGAAAUCUGAAGGGCACAAGGUACAAUAUGAGCGGGUGAGGGCAUCACUUCAUCGAGUGGACACACUGGGAGUUUUAUCCAGGAUGACAGAGCUGGGUUGUGUUGUACGGAGGAGAUAUUCAGUCCCAGGUCCCAAAUCAUUGAUGCACAUUGACACGAAUCACAAAUUAAUAAGGUAUAACAUCGUCUUGUUUGGAGGGGUGGAUGGCUUUUCGCGAAAGAUAAUGUACCUUGGGGCUGCCACAAACAAUACAGCAUUAACAGCACUGACCUUCUUCCAAGAGUCUGUGGAAAGAUAUGGCUUUCCUCUCAGGGUCAGAGGGGACCAUGGGGUGGAGAAUGUGGACAUUGCACGUUUAAUGUUCACAAUUCGUGGAACAGGGAGAAGCAGUUUCAUUUCAGGAAAAAGUGUCCACAACCAAAGAAUAGAGAGACUGUGGAGAGAUGUGUGGACUGCAGUGACCAGUGUGUACUAUAAUGUGCUACACUAUCUUGAGGAGGACAACUACCUUAAUAUUGCAGACCAAACACAUCUCUUCUGUUGCCACUAUACAUUCCUACCAAGGCUACAAGAUGAUCUGAACUUUUUCCGAGAUGGGUGGGAUAAUCACCCUUUGAGAACAGAACACAACAUGUCUCCAAACCAGCUCUGGGAACUGGGUCAGUUUCACUAUCCAGUUGAUGAUCCCCCAAACGAAGAGGAAAUGAACAUUGCCGAGAUUGAUUGGGAAAGCAGUGGGUUGCCUCCUGAUGAAAACGUUGGUGUUAACGUUCCGACUGUACAAUGUCCACUUACACCAGAGCAACUUACUGCACUGAAGGAGACAGUGGAUCCUAGGUCACCAUCACAAUCCUAUGGGAUAGACAUUUACAUGGCUGCAGUGCAGUUUUGCCAAGCACUUGAAUGACACAUUAACUGCUGAAACAAUUUGAAUUUAUUUGCUGGAAAA
Messenger RNA from Misgurnus anguillicaudatus (oriental weatherfish), 4182 nucleotides. The record is from RefSeq and is a predicted model, not a curated record. NCBI's taxonomy places the organism in Eukaryota, Metazoa, Chordata, Actinopteri, Cypriniformes, Cobitidae.